Messenger RNA from Aspergillus steynii IBT 23096, 903 nucleotides. Its product is annotated as DNL-type zinc finger protein. NCBI's taxonomy places the organism in Eukaryota, Fungi, Ascomycota, Eurotiomycetes, Eurotiales, Aspergillaceae. Gene Ontology annotation, molecular function: zinc ion binding; protein-folding chaperone binding. Gene Ontology annotation, biological process: protein import into mitochondrial matrix; protein stabilization; protein folding. The record is from RefSeq and is a predicted model, not a curated record. Gene Ontology annotation, cellular component: mitochondrion. The coding region runs from base 82 to 660 and encodes 192 amino acids. The transcript has a single exon.
GCAUCUGUCCCCAAUACCCUCUCUCCGCACCAAAGCUACCUUUUUUUUACCUUUCUCGCUAAACCCUACAAGUCACUCAUCAUGCGCCCCGCCCUCUCGCUCUUCCACGGCCUCCGCGCCGCCCAACCCUCUCUUCCUCGCGCGGCCAUCUCCCGCUCGACCUCUCGCUCUCUCUCCCAGUUGACGUAUCGCUCGACUCGUCCCUCGCUGGUCCCUGCCUCAGUCACUUCUCCCUUGACAAUUCAACACACCCGUUUCCUCUCGUCUACCACCAUCCGCCAAAACUCCAGCAAACCUCUCACAGACCAAGACGCCAGCGCCGCCCGCGACGCCGAGAACGAGGAGCAGAACCGCAAGCGCCGCGAAGAGGAGCCCGCAUACCAGAUCGUCUUCACCUGCAAGCCGUGUGGCGAGCGCUCGUCGCAUCGCAUGUCCAAGCAUGGCUACCACAAGGGCACGGUCCUGAUUCGGUGCCCGUCGUGCCAGAACCGCCACGUUAUCAGCGACCAUCUGAAUAUCUUCUUCGAUCAGAAGACCACGCUGGAGGAUAUUUUGGCUGAGAGGGGCUCGAAGCUCACGAGGGGCUAUGUCGAUGGGGAUAUGGAGUUCUGGGAUGAUGGUGUGGCGCAUAAGAGGGGGUCUGGAUCGGAGUCUUCGUGAAUGGGGAUGAUUGAAUGAUUUGGUGGUUUGAUCUGUAGAGAGUCGAGUUGAUUGACUACUCUGGUGUUCAGCAAAAGUUGGCGCUUUUCGCAAAAGAUAAAUAGUGAAUGGCGUUGGAUUGUUUUUCUGUCAUAGAUACCUUGGCGAUUUUAUACACUCUGCUCCGAUAACAUGUACUAUAGCUUGAAACAAGAGGAAGAUGAAGAGAAAAAUUCUGUACUAUUAAAUGCAAAUCUAUCCCAG